This is a messenger RNA of Melanotaenia boesemani (Boeseman's rainbowfish), 4453 nucleotides long. RefSeq names its product amyloid beta A4 precursor protein-binding family B member 1-interacting protein-like. The transcript has 13 exons. The record is from RefSeq and is a predicted model, not a curated record. The coding region runs from base 33 to 1382 and encodes 449 amino acids. Gene Ontology annotation, cellular component: cytosol; plasma membrane. Lineage: Eukaryota; Metazoa; Chordata; Actinopteri; Atheriniformes; Melanotaeniidae. Gene Ontology annotation, biological process: signal transduction.
UGAUGCUCAUAUGUGUCAACUAGACAGAAGAGAUGGACGACAUCGAUGCCUUGUUUAGUGACCUGCUCGGAGAGAUGGAUAAUCUCUCUCAGAGUCUAACAUUUGCAGUCAACAGCUCAGAAGUGGCAGCUGCCUCACAAGGCAGUGCCUUCUCCGUCAGUUUCAUCGACCUGAACGAGUCACUUAAUGACCUGGAGGACCAUGACCUGGAUGUUUUGGUGGCCGACCUGGAAUCUAAAUUAACUUCACAAGAAUCCUCUAUGAAUGAUGAAAGCAGCAGCCAAACAAAUAAUCAAACCUCACCAGCCGUCAUGACGUCUGAGCCAGCGGUUAUACUUCCUACACCCACGGCAGAGUCAUCCAGGGGGAUAAACAGGGAACCCCAAACAAAGGGAGAAAAAAUUAAACUUGCUCUGGAGAAACUGAAAGAAGCCAAAGUGAGGAAGUUGAUAGUGAAGGUGCUGCUGACUGACAACAGCUCCAAGACUCUGAUGGUGGAUGAGAGGCAGACGGUUCGACAGGUUUUGGACAAGUUGUUUGAGAAAACGCACUGUGACUUCAGCAUAGACUGGAGUCUGUGUGAGAGCAACCCUGAGCUGCAGAUUGAAAGAGGCUUUGAGGAUCAUGAAAAUUUAGUGGAAUCUCUGUCUGCUUGGACUCGCCGCAGUGAAAACAAAAUCCAUUUUGUGUCAAAACCCCAAAAGUACAUGAUGUUCACAGAGCCUCAAAUUUUUUACAUGCGUAAAAAGGAAAAAGACAGCAUGAGUGAGAUAAAAAGCCAGAACAAAGAGCUCCUAAUAAAGGAGAAUUUUGGAGGUUUAACUGUGAUUGUUCCUGACCUUGAAGGCACACUGUACCUAAAAGAAGAUGGGAAGAAGGUUUGGAAACCUCGCUUCUUUGUGCUUAGAGCCUCGGGCAUUUAUUAUGUGCCCAAAGGAAAAACAAAGUCUUCCACUGAUCUGGUCUGUUUUACGCGCUUAGGAAAAGUCAACGUUUACACCACCAGCAACUACAAACAGAAAUUCAGAGCUCCCACCAACUUCUGCUUCUUAUUGAAGCAUCCCUGCAUCCAGAAGGAGUCUCCCCACAUCAGGUUCCUUUGCUGUGAUGACGAACACACACUGUUGCUUUGGGUCAACUCCAUCAGAAUAGGCAAGUAUGGCACACAGCUGUACGAGAACUAUCGAGAUGCAGUGCAGAGAAUGAGCACUUUGCAAACUCUUCUUUCUGCAGCACAUAAAGACAGAUCCAAUGGUCACACCCCUCUGGCCAGACCGCACCCUGGCUCUUCUCCACCAAAGUCCACAAAUAUUGAUGACUACCCACAUGAGCCACCACCUGACUUCAUCCCUCCUCCUCCUCCAGAACAUAAAAAUGUUUGAGACAUAAAGCCAUGUGGAAAAAUAAGGGACACUCUCUCUCUCUCUCUCUCUCUCGCUCUCUCUUUCUUUCUCUUUCUUCCUAAGGUUUUUUGUAUCAGCAUAAAAGAAAUAAAAAUUUUGUCUUUACCUCCUCUCAGAACCAGAUAAAUACAACCUUAGAUCAACAAAAGUCACAUUUUAGUUGUCAGACAGAUGAACUCAGGAGUUUAUGAUCCACUCAGUGAGUGCAACAUCUCCAGGUCGUGUGGCUGCAAAACAAGCCCAAACCAUCAGUCCUCCACCACCGUGCUUGACAGUCUGUGUCUGGUUUUCACCAAAUGUGCUGCUGCGAUUUAUGAUCAAACAUCUCCACUUUGGUCUCACUUGUCCAAAGGACAUUAUUUAAAGUGUCUUGUGAUUUAUUUAGUUACAACUUUGUAAACGAAGCUGUGUUACCAUGUUCUUUAUAGAAGGAAGAGUCUUUCUCUUGUAACCCUUUCAAACAAUCUACAUUUUUUUAGUCCUUUUUCUAUUUCCUCAUUGAGUUUAGGAAACCCCUUCUAAUUAGUAUCGCUGGUAAGAUCAAUGCAGUUAAAAUAGUUGCACUGCUUAGCUUCAUUUAUCUCUUUCAGUCAGUUUACGUGUUACAGCUCAGUCUUUUUAAGGCAGUUAGGCUCAGUAGUCAUACCGUUAAUAUGAAAUUACAAGGCUGUUAAUAAUUUUAGAACAUCACCAAUCUAAACUAAAUCAGGAAGGUGGUUUUGCUCUACUAAACUUUAAAAUUUAUCAAUGGGCUGUGUCAGAGUCUUGUCUGGUUUGGUUCCAUAUUGAACCCUCCCUUUUUUGCAGUUUAUCUGCACUGUCUGACCUUGGGGUGAAUUUUCUGGGAUGUCCACUUCUGGAAAAAUGGCAGCUAUCUUGAAUGUUGAAUGUUUUGUGUGAAAAAUCUUCCUCUCUGUAGAAUGAUGAAGAGUCUUUCUCUUGCAACCCUUACAUGCAACCUAUACAUGUUCAGUCUUUUUUUAAUUGUACUGCCAUGAGCUUUGAAGUUGCACUACACAAUUUUCCACUUUUAAAACUCCAUACCUCUGACUUGUUUUAAUGGCACAGUGAAGUUUAUUAUGUACAUUUCUGGAUUCGUCAUUGCCCAGCAGUGUCCUGAGUCUUGGAAACCGCACCUCACAACUUUUUUUUCCCCCUUUCUUUCUGAAGCAUCAUUUAUACUUUCAACUAAAUUAAUUAUUAGUGAUAAUAAAUAAUUAUUAAUUAAUGAUAGACUUUAAAUAGUUGGAAAAUGAUCAUAUAAACCUUAACAUAGGCAGAAACAUUUACUUCUCUAAGUUCUAAUGCUGAUGUCUUUCCUCCUUGGCAUUUUGUUAACAACCUGAAUAGCCCAGGCCAGCAAACUACCAAAACUUCUGCUCACACAGAUGAGCAAUGAAUAAAGUGUGCUUGAUUAACAGCACACAGCUGCCACUUAGCCUCUGAAUUCCUAUAGAAGCAGUGAGAAUGUGUUUCUUCAGCAUGUUAGCUUUUAUUUAAAUGAGUUGUAAUACACUGUAAUGUGUCACAUUUUGAUGUUGACCUAAGGUUGUAUUUAUAUCAUUUUAAGACCAGGUAAGGACUAUACGAUAGAUUAAAAACAGUAGACACUGUGUCUGGAUUUAGCCAAUUUAGCUCUAGUAAUAUAAUAUAGUUGUAAUCAUACAAAGAGCUUAUUUUAUAGGUUAUUUAUUGGCAUAAUCCUUGAUAUUGAUAUUUAUUUGUAUUAUGCUUUGAACAAACAGACUUUCAUCAACUGUUUCAAUGAGCUGUUUAUUACAAAAAGACUGUACAUAAAUUUCAAUGAGCACAUCCUAUUUACAAACUGAGGAGGACAAACAUCAGAUUCUGUUCCCAUGAACAUUUAGAUUACAGAUGUUUUUGUUCUUUUUUCCCUUUAUUUCACAUUUGAUCAUAAGAAAACACAUUAAAGAAAGGCGCCUCGUCCUGUGAUGCCAUGGAAAUGCUACAUGUUAAGUGGUAAACAUUACAAAUUUCUGCACGUCAGUGGUCGUCUCAUGAUUUCUCUAUGAAAGGAGUAUAAAUAAAUCCCUUACAUACAAACUGCUAGCGACUCUUCCUCAGCAGUCUCGGACAUAAAAAGAAGUUGAAUGCAAAGCUAGAAAUACGUUAGGUAGAAAAAGUUGGUUUUUCGGGAAAAACAUUGACAUGAUGGAAAAAAUACAAUCAAGAAUGGGAUGCAGCGGCGACUUAUUCUCUAAUAUUUUAUACAUUAUAUACGUUCAUGCAGAGGCUGAAUGAAUACUGUCAACAUGAAGACGUCUCUUCUGGUUAGAGAGCUAAAUAUGUUACUUCUGUGCCUCCUUCUUAAAUUAAAUGCCAAUUAUCUAAGAUGUAUACAUGAUAAUGUUUAUGUGAUGCAUUACAUACAUGUACUCUGAUACAGGGAUCAGCUUCACUUUUACUUUCUCCAACAAUUAUUUUUAUAAGGGCAUGAAAUUUAUCUUGUAAACUGCCCUUAUUAAGACCUCAGGAUUGAACUUCACCCUCUUAAAGGUGUCACCGACCUGUUCUAGCUGUGGCACAUUACCGCCGAGUCGCCUUACAUUCACUACAAUACAGAUUCGGCUGAAGUGUUUUACAAUCACAAUGAUCAAUGUUCACCUUCUGGUUCAAAAUAAGGUUGUUUGAGGUUGUUUGGGUUGGUGAUUCUGGUUGUUGAGCACCAAUGUAAAGCACCACACCAGCAACCACUUACAGAACAGACAAGUCGUGAAUGUUGGUCAAUACUUCUGAGGAUGCAACUCUUGACGUUGCGAUCAAAUCACAGUUGUUAACUAAUCAGUGCAGCUACACACAGUGGAAAACAAACAUGAAGACACGCUGCAGUAGUCCGUCCACGUCUCACAGCUCUGCUACAGUAGCUGGACAGCAUCACUACGUACACUGACCAUGAUCAAAUGAUACAGUUGUGACUUAAAGAUAUAAAAAAAUAAAUGCUUAUACACAAUCACUUUGCCUGGAUCAAGUUAAAAAUGGCACUGUGACCGAUGAUUAAAUUAACAUUCAAGUAAAUGUAAUCCAAAUUU